AUGUUGGGCGGUACAAGCGGAUUUGAUGCAGACGACAGAGUUGAACGCACUAAUUCCCGUGCUGCACGUGAUAUGAGUAAUACUGAAUCGUACAAAUUGUCAAAUCGCACGCUAAACGCAGUAUCUGGUAACGAAUCAUGUACAAGAAAUUCCGACGUUAGUGAAUCCGGUAUUGAUACAGCAUUUCAAAAACUUGCUUUCGCGCUGCACGAGGGAUUCAAUUUACCGAAACCGGAACUAUUAACUUUCAGCGGAAAGCCAACGGAAUAUUGCAAGUUUAUAAAGAACUUUGAAAUUAAUAUAGAAAAUAGAGUUUCUGAUGACAGCCAACGGUUGAGCUAUUUAAUACAAUACUGCUACGGUGAAGCAAAAAUUUGUAUCGAAGACUGUGUGUUGUUAGAACCAAGUGAAGGAUACAAGCGCACACGCGAAAUCUUAUACUCUCGUUAUGGAAGACCGCACGUGAUCAAGAGGACAUACAUUGAAAAACUUGUAGAAGGUCCCCAGUUAUCAGCAUCUGACAUUAAAGGUUUUUCUAAUUUAGCAAUGGAAAUGCAAAAAUGUGAAAUAACGUUGUCACAACUAGGUUUCUCUUGUGAAUUAGAUAACUCUCAAAAUUUGAGACGUAUUGUGAAGCGGUUACCAAUGCAUUUGAGAGUGAAAUGGGUUGAGAUCACACACGUGAUUAAUGAGUCUGGUAGAGAACCAAAGUUUUCCGAUUUAGCGAGAUUUGUAGAUGAAAAGUCGCGAGUUGCUAAUUCCAUGUACGGUAUAGACAUUGUCAAGGAAAAUAGAUCAUUAAAAGUGGAACACAAGACGACUUCCGGUCGAUCUUAUGCUGAAAAACCUUCAAAAGAUAUAACAACAUUGACUACUCACAGUGAUACGGAAAUGAAGAAGUACGAUCGAAAAUGUAGAUGUUGCCAUGGUAACUGUGCAGACUUAUGUUCAUGUGUGAAAUUCAAGUCUAUGAAUUUAAAAGAACGGAACGAAGUGGUUAAAAAGAACAAACUGUGCUUUAAUUGUUUGAAAGGAAAUCAUUCCUUUAAUAACUGUAGGAAACCAAAGUUAUGUACCGUGCCGGAUUGUAGAAUAAAACACAAUAUUCUACUACAUAGUUGGACUGGACCACGGAACGAGGCUUCAGUCACACAAUCCUCGGUGAAUUGCGCAGCUGUUAAGAGUUCAUUUGUGAAGAACUGUUUGGGUGUUGUGCCUGUGAUUGUAAGAGGCGAAAACGGGAUUCAGUGUCAUACAUACGCGCUGUUAGACGAUGGUGCUGAUAAAACACUUUGUGACGAGAGACUGUUACAGAAGUUAAAUGUUGAUUGUAAGCCAAUUACGUUUCAAAUAUCAACCGUGAACUCAUCUAGCAGCACGAGUUAUGGGCAUGAAGCGGACCUUACAGUUAUGGCUGUAAACGGAACCGGAAGUGAGGAAGUCUCCCUCCGUAAGGUAUGGUCGGUGAAGAAACUACCGAUAUCUGCAAAAUCAGCGGCAAUGCAUUUAGAUUACAAAACUUUUCCAUACUUAUCUGACAUUGAAAUUCCCCAAAUUCCCAAUACUGAUGUAAUGCUUCUUAUUGGCACAGAUUUCCCAGCAGCCCAUAUCCCCUUAGAAGUACGGUCAGGAGAUAGUGACCAACCAUAUGCAGUGCGUUCCCGCCUAGGAUGGGCGAUUCGUGGUCCCUUGAAAGACGAUACAGCUCCCAGUGCAGUAAAUAUCCACUUUGAACAGUCCAGAGACAUAUUAUUACAGCAACAAUUAGAAAAGAUGUGGAAUACUGAUUUCAACGACAGAUUGAACGAGAAAAAUUCUAUGUCAUUAGAAGACAAAAGUGCAAUGGAAAUAAUGGAAUCUUCUCUUAUUCAUAAAGACGGACACUACAUGAUGGGGUUACCAUGGAAAAACGAAAACGGACAAUUGCCUAACAACAUUCCACUCGCUCAAGUGCGUCUUCAACAACUAAGAAACAAACUGUCACGUGACCCAGGAUUACAGAAAAUGUACACAACUACCAUGAACGAAUAUAUAGAGAAAGGUUUUGCGACUGAAUUACCGGAAUUGGAGGACGAAAAUUAUCACAAACGUAUCUGGUACUUACCACAUCAUCCAGUUACUAAUGUAAACAAACCAGGGAAAGUUCGCAUUGUGUUUGAUUGCGCUGCGAAAUAUAAAGGCGUUUCAUUGAAUAGCCAACUGCUUCAAGGACCUGACCUAAUGAACAGUCUUAUGGGCGUAGUAAUUCGUUUUAGAAAAGAGAAAAUAGCCCUUGCCGCGGAUAUAGAAUCCAUGUUUCAUCAAGUGCGCGUUACGGAUGAAGAUCGCAAUGUUUUACGUUUUCUAUGGUGGCCUGGUGGGGACUUAAAUAAGAAACCAAAGUGUUACCGCAUGAAUGUACACUUGUUUGGAGCGACAUCAUCACCAAGUUGUGCGGCGUAUGCCUUAAAGAGAACUGCAGUUGACAAUGCCGAAAUAUUUGAACCGGAAGUGGUUACUACAGUCCAGAGAAAUUUUUAUGUUGACGACUGUUUGAAGUCUGUGGAAUCAGAACAAAAGGCAAUAAAGUUAGCAACUGAUCUUCAGUCAAUUAUGAAGUUAGGCGGAUUUCGACUGACUAAAUGGCUAAGUAACAGCAGAGAAGUUUUGAAUGCUAUCCCAGACUCCGAACGCGCGCCUUCUGUUGUAAAUUUGAGUCUCGAUGAUACCUUACCUUGUGACCGCGCCUUAGGAGUACUUUGGAAUGUAAAUGAAGAUAAAAUUUGUUUUAAAGUAAAAUUGGAAAAGAAGCCUUUCACGAGACGUGGAAUUCUUUCCGUCGUAAGUUCUAUAUACGACCCACUUGGACUUGUGUCUCCUGUUACACUCCAGGCCAAGGGUAUAGUACAAAGUUUGUGCAGAUUGAAGAUUGGCUGGGACGACCAGAUACCACACAACAUCAGUAAUGAAUGGCAAUCAUGGUUAUCUACCUUAUCUAGCUUAGAAAAGCUAUCUGUGAAUCGCUGGUACAGACCACAGGGAUUUGGGACCGUCAGAAAUACCCAGUUACAUAUAUUCAGUGAUGGCUCGGAACGAGGCUAUGGUGCAUGCGCUUACUUGCGUUUUGUUGAUGUACAUGACAACGUACAUUGUUCCCUGGUGAUAGGAAAAUCUCAUCUAGCACCAAUAAAGCAGAUGUCUAUUCCACGACUGGAGUUAUCUGGCGCUGUAGUAGGGUGUAGAUUAUUUGCAAUGUUAUCUGAAGAAUUAGAUAUGAAUUUUGACAAAGUUACCUUUUGGACAGACUCCAUGAUUGUUCUUGGAUAUAUAAAUAAUGUGUCCAAGCGGUUCAAGACGUUUGUUGGGAAUAGGCUCAGCAUAAUUCAUGAAACAACUUCCCCAGACCAGUGGCGCCAUGUGCACACAAGUUCGAAUCCCGCAGACAUAGCUUCCAGAGGAAUAAGUGCAUACGAUACUGAAAAACUUCAUUUAUGGUUAAAUGGACCAACGUUUCUUCAGCAAGACUCUGAAAAAUGGACAAAAAAUCCACUUCCGCCGGAAGUAGCAGAAAAUGAUAACGAGGUCAAGAAGGAAGUCCUGAUUAAUAAAACUUCUGCAGCUGAAUGUCUAGAUAGCAUUAUAGAUCGCUAUUGUAGCUGGACGAAACUAAGAAGAGCAGUCGCAUGGUUGCUAAGAUACAAGACUUUCUGCAGACAGCGAUACCUAAAACACAAGUUGAAAAUGGUAGAUGGCAACUUAACAUUAGAAGAAAUCCAGACAGCAGAGCAUAACAUAAUGUUGUAUGUACAGAAUACAGCAUUUUCUAGUGAAAUUAACAAUUUACAAAAUUCUAAGCCGGUCAAAAAGGACAGCAGUAUCGCUUCAUUGAAUCCUGUGAUAUAUGAUGACCUCAUUCGGGUACAGGGUCGACUUCAAUCUCGCAACCCGAGUAAAUGUCCAGUGAUACUACCCAAUAAAAAUACCGUGACAAGAUUGAUAAUACGACAUAUACAUGAAAAUAAUGGUCAUGCCGGGAAACAGCAUGUACUAGCCGCAUCCCGUGAAAAAUACUGGAUACUUCAGGGACCUAGUGCAGUGAAAAAUAUUGUAAAGAAUUGCAUUAUAUGCAGACGACAACAUACCCCAUUGAUGACUCAACAGAUGGCCCCUCUCCUACCCGAGCAGACGACACCAGAUGAACCUCCGUUCACGAAUGUAGGUAUUGAUUACUUUGGACCACUUAUUGUAAAAGCAGAGCGUACACAUGUAAAGAGAUACGGUUGUCUUUUCACGUGUCUUGCAACUAGAGCAGUACAUCUUGAAGUUACACACACUUUGACAACUGACUCAUUCAUCGCAGCAUUUCAGCGUUUUACGGCUAGAAGAGGAUAUCCGAAGAAGGUGUACAGUGAUAAUGGAACAAAUCUUGUGAGCGGUGAUCGUCAAUUAAGACACUCGAUUCAAGAAUGGAACAAUUCGAAAAUAGGAAAAUUUAUGACUGAAAAAGAAAUUAAGUGGAACUUUAACCCACCUCAAGCAAGUCACCGAGGAGGAGCGUGGGAGAGACUGAUUCGUUCUACGAGAACUAUUUUGAAAUCAUUAAUCAAGCAACAACUUCUUACAGAUGAGCAGCUUCUUACUUUGAUGACAGAAGCCGAAAGGGUACUCAACGAUAGACCAAUAACCCCUGUUAGUGACGACCCAAAUGACUUGUUAGCCUUAACUCCAAACAUGUUACUAUUAAUGAAAUCUAACAGCAGUAUUCCAAAGGGAGUGUUUAAGAAUGAAGACAAUUAUGUAAAGCGUUUGUGGAAACAAGUACAAUAUCUGGCUAAUAUAUUUUGGAGAAGAUGGGUCCGUGAAUACAUACCGUCCCUGCAAAGUCGUUCAAAAUGGCAGAGGAAAACUACAGAUUUGCGUGUUGGUGACAUUGUGUUAGUUUCUGACGAGAAUACUACAAGGGGACAAUGGCCCUUAGGACGUGUUAUCCAGAUACGAGAAAGCCGAGAUGGACAUGUUAGAAGUUGUGUUGUUAAAUACAAAGACACUGAAUCAGUGAAAUCUAUUACUAAAUUGUGUCUACUUGAAAGUUCACCUUAG
Ruditapes philippinarum (Manila clam) is the source of this 5079-nucleotide messenger RNA. RefSeq lists its product as uncharacterized. The coding region runs from base 1 to 5079 and encodes 1692 amino acids. Gene Ontology annotation, biological process: DNA integration. The transcript has a single exon. NCBI's taxonomy places the organism in Eukaryota, Metazoa, Mollusca, Bivalvia, Venerida, Veneridae. Gene Ontology annotation, molecular function: nucleic acid binding. The record is from RefSeq and is a predicted model, not a curated record.